UUGAAAUCUUCGGAAAUCUCAAUAAAUUAUUUUUACAGACAGUCUAAACCCUUCAACGAUGCUCAUUGUACAGGUAAACAAAUAUACUGUGAAAACCUAGAAAAUUUGACUUUUCAGAAAAGCCGCCGGACGAUUCGACUCACUGGACAUUUCGACCAAAUAAAGGAGGAUUUUUGAAAGUCAGUUUUUUGAAAUAUAAUUUUUAUCCGAAACUCGAGAAAAAAUUUAUGACGGGAAAAAUGUGUGACCACUGAUAACUUGCCAGUCACCGAAGAUUUUCAAUGAGACAUAUUUUCUACAGUUUUUCACGCAGAGAAAUAUCUCGUUUUUAGUUUUUGGUGCGCAACUCUCUGAAGAGCACAAAAAUAAGCCCAAAAUCGAGAAUUUUCUGAAAAACGCGUUUUCUAGGGUCCAUGACUCAUGUCAACGAAAAUUUUAUCAAAAACUAAGCAUAUGACAAUGUUCAGUACGGUCGAUUCACCAAAGUCAAAAUUAUUGACAGAAUUUUCCAAAAAUUUUCGAAAUGGAUCAGCCUAUUUUCUAACAAGGGAAGUGAUUUAGGCUCUGAAAUUAACUUUUGAUGAAACGUAGUGAAAUAUAGUAUUUGUGCUGAACACGAUCCCGAAGUCAAAUAUUGCUAUAACGAACUCUGAGCCAUUUUUGGAGCUCCAAACUUUUCAUUUUUUGCACACUCUCCGACCUUUUUUGGUGUUUGUCUGGCGGUUAAAUUACACCAAGCUCCAAAAGAUGGCUCAGAGUGCGUUAUAGCAAUUUUCGACUUCGGGAUCGUUUUCAGCAUGGUCGAAUUACUAUAUUUCACUAUGUUUCAUCAGAAGUUAAUUUCAGAACCCUUUUUACUUCCCUUGUAAGCUACAAAUUAAAAAAACAUAGAUUUACUUAUCGAAAAAUUGCGACUUGGAUAAGUCGACCCUCCUGAACAACGUCAUUAUUCAGUGUCGAUAAAAUAUUUUUGACAUGAGGACUGCGUUUUCUUAAAUUUAAAAACUGCGUUUUCUUAAAUUUAUCCAACUUUUUGCACUUUUUGUCACACCUCGGCCAAUCUGUGGCUGGCCGGAGUACACUUUUGAAAAAUUUUGAAUUGCAGUUUUCAGAGGUCAAAAAUUGACGAAUUCAGAGUUUUUAGAGGUCAAACACUGAAAAAUUCACAGUUUUCAUACUGUAAAAAGUUCACGUACAAUUUCUUAUUUUGAAAACCAUGAUUUUGGCCGAGGUGUGAUUUUUGUUGAGCAGCAAAAACUGAAAACUUGAUCUUUGUGAGGUACUUAAUUGACACAUGAGCUCAUCCCUGAAGGAUACUUUCGGCAUCCUUAAAGGACCCUUUUUCCAACUGCGUUUGUAAUCGAUAUAAAUUGGCGACGUGGCAACUACAAAUUGACACGUUUCAAUUGUCAUUCCGAAAAUUCGAAAGGUGUUUAUUGUCUACAGAAUGACGAUGAGAAAAUCGUAUCGGGACUCCGCGACAAUACCAUCAAAAUAUGGGAUCGAAAAGACUAUUUGUGUCGAAUGACGUUGACCGGACAUACGGGAAGUGUUUUGUGUUUGCAGUAAGAUAAUCGGGUCAUUAUUUUGGGUAUGUUGGGAUUUUAGGGGAAAUUUGAAUUUUUGAAAAGAUUUGGAGCUUUUGGAGACCAAACUUAUGUGGUUUUCAUGGAAAAUUGAAUUUUGGGAGAGAUUUGAAGCUUUUUGAGACCAAGUUCGGCUGAUUUUGAUGAAAAUGGGUAUUGCUCAUGUUAAUUUUUUUGACACCAGAUUUGACCUAUUUUCAAUAAAAAUUCAGCAUUGCUUAUGUUAUUUUUUGAAUUUUUCAUGAAAUUUGGAGCUUUUCGACACAUACAUUGAUAUAUUCGGAUGAAAAUUUGAGCAUUGCUCAUGUUAGUUUUGGAAUUUACUCUAUUUCAAUGAAAAUUGAGCAUUACUCAUGUUAAUUUCUCCAUUUUUUUCAACUCCAAAAAUAAUCGAUUUUGGUGUCGAAAUACUCGAAAUUUCAAUAUAACGGCAAUAAUUAACAUGAUCAAUGCUCAAAAAAAUUUUAAGUGGCAAAAUUUCACCCCAAAUUUUAUCCAGGUUCAUCAGACGCCACAGUACGUGUUUGGGACGUGGAAACCGGUGAUUGUCUCAAAACUCUGAUUCAUCAUUGUGAAGCUGUUCUUCAUUUGAGAUUCAGCAAUGGAACUAUGGUCACUUGGUGGGUUUUUCGGGGGAUUUCAACGAUUCUCGAGGGCUCCAUGGGAUUUCUGAGAUCCUAGCGAGAAUUUUGAGCACAAACAGGGUAUAUUUUGGUGCUUCUCAGAACCUAGAAAAUCUUAAAAAUCACCGAAAUCCCAAUUUUUGGGCUCAAAAUGCUUCAUUUUUAUUGAACCUUAUGAAAAUUCACAAUUCGAGCUCAAAAUAAUCCAUAGAGCUUCAGGAACCUGAUUUUAAUAUAGGUUAAGCUCUAAACUUCCACCAGCUUUUAAAUUACCCAGAAAAUUGUGAGAUUCAUCAAAACUUAUCAUGUUUGGGCUCGAAAUGCUUCAUUUUCACUGAAAAACUCAAAAAUCACUAUUUAUAGCUUAAAAUUUGAUUUUGAAUUCCAAGAACUUAAUUUCACCCUAGAAAACUUCGAAGUGCUGUAAAAUUUUUCACAGCUUUUCAUAUUUGGAUUCAAAAUCUUCCAUUUUCACUGAAUCUUCUGAAAAUCCCGAUUUCCAGCUCAAAAGAUCGAUCAAUAGCCGUCUGGGACAUGGUCUCGGCACGAGAAAUCAAUAUUCGCCGAGUUUUGGCCGGACAUCGAGCCGCUGUAAAUGUUGUCGAUUUCGAUGAUCGCUAUAUUGUCAGUGCCAGCGGAGAUCGAACAAUCAAAGUUUGGUCGAUGGACACGCUGGAAUUUUUGCAAACUUUGUCCGGACAUCGAAGAGGAGUCGCUUGUUUACAAUAUCGUGGAAGAUUGGUUGUUAGUGGAAGUAGUGAUAAUACUAUUAGGUGAGUUUUUUGGGAAAUUUGCCAAAUUUUGACAUAAAAUUCAAUGAUUUUGGCCAAAAAUAACCCUAGAGUUGAUUUUCCUGAUUUUUAUGAGAUUCCUGGAAGAAUUUCAGGAAUUUUGACACCCAAUUUAGUAUAUUUCGCACAAAUUAUCAUUUUUGAGCUCUUUCGAGCUCUAAUUCUUAACCUUUUUGAAACUUUGGCUUUUUUGGGAUUCCUGAGAGAAUUUUAGGAAUAUUGAUAUAGAAUUUGAUAUAUGGCUCGAAAAUAAGGAUUUUUGAGCUCUGUGAAGCACUGAUUCUUGAUUUUCCCUGAAAGUUUGGAUUUUUUGAGGUUCCUGAGAGAAUUUCACGAAUUUUGAGAUGGAUUUUGAAUUACGGCUAAAAAUUGUGAUUUUUGGGAUAUUUUGAGCUCUAAUUCUUGAUUUUUCCAAAAAUUUUGGAUUUUUUGAGGUUCCUGAGAGAAUUUCACGAAUUUUGAGAUGGAUUUUGAAUUAUGGCUCAAAAAUUGUGAUUUUUGGGUUAUUUUGAGCUCUAAUUCUUGAUUUUUCCUAAAAAUUUGGAUUUUCGGUAGAGAUUGCUCCAAAAGCUCCCAAGAUUCUCAAAAACACAUUUUUGCUCCAGACCUAACUAAAUUUGUGCUCAAAAUGCUCCUGGAGCCUUCAGGAUUCUGAAAAUCACAUUUCUGGUCCAAAACUGUCCAAAUUUGGGCUCAAAAUGCUCUUGGAGAUGUCAGGAUUCUGAAUAUCACAUUUCUGGUCCUAAAUAUAUCAUAUUUGGGCUCAAAAUGCUCCUGGAGUCUUAAGGAUUCUGAAAAUCACAUUUUCGAACAGAAACGAACUGAAUUUGGGCUCUAUUUGCUCCUGGAGCUGUCAAGAUUCUGAAAAUCUCAAUUUUUUUCUAAAUUCAGUCGAAUUUAGGCUCAAAAUGCUCCGAAAGCCUUCAGGAUUCUGAAAAUCACAUUUUUUUCAAAUUUAGUCGAAUUUGGGCUCAAAAUGCUCCCCAAAACCCUCUAUUUUUUGCAGACUUUGGGAUAUCCAUUCUGGAGUAUGUUUACCAGUUCUCGAAGGUCACGAAGAAUUGGUCCGAUGCAUCCGCUUUGAUGAUAAACGCAUCGUUUCCGGAGCCUACGACCGAAAAAUCAAAGUUUGGGAUUUGAAAGCGGCGCUGGAUCCGCGAAGUAUGCCCGGCGAUAUUUGUCUUUCGUCACUCAUGCAACACACUGGCAGAGUAUUCCGAUUGCAAUUUGAUGAUUUUCAAAUAGUUUCGAGCUCACAUGAUGAUACCAAUUUGAUUUGGGACUUUUUGGAUGCGCCGAUUGAAGGAACACCACCGACUGGUGUGAGUUUUCCAGAUUUUUAGCUCCAUUUUGAGCUCAAACAUGACUAGAUUUGAAAAAUCUGAUUUCUAGCUGAAAUUUCAGAUUUAUAGCUCCAUUUUGAGCCCAAAUAUGACUAAACUUCGAAAAAAUCUGAUUCCUAGCUGAAAUUUCAGAUUUUGAGCUCGAUUUUAAGCCCAAACAUGGCUUUACUUCAAACUAUCGAUUUUGAGCUAAAAAGUCGGAUUUUCAGCUUCAUUUUGAGCCUGAGCAUAUCUAGAUUUGAAAAGUUUGUAGAACAUGCUAUGGUGCCCAUGAAUUGUAAAACAAAUAUAAACAACUUUUUUUUCGGAUUUUCAAAAUCUAACGAUUUGAGCCAGGAUCAAAUCGUUAGAUUUUAAAAAUAGAAGGUCACGUUUUUAGUCACAAAUAAUAUUUUUUUUGUUUUCAAAAUAUAACGAUUUGGGUUGGGAUCAAAUCGUUAGAUUCUGAAAAUAAAUACAACGUUUCUAAUUCAAAUAAAAUAAACUGAAAUAUUUGCCUAUUUUUAAUCAAAAGUACAAUAACAUUUAUCGAUUGAAUAUUUUCAUUGAUUUUCAAAUUUAAAGCUAAUGAUUUGGACAGAUAUUUGAUUUUUCCGUCAAAACCGGCAACUUUUCAAAUUUAACCUAGAACUUUUCAAAUUUAACCUAGAUUAUAUCUAGAUUUGAAAAAUCUGAUUUUUUGCAUUAUUUUGAGCAUAAGAAGAAUCAUUUUUGGUUUCGAGCUGAAAUUUUAGAGUUCUAGCUCCAUUUUGAGCCCAAACAUGCCUCAAACAUGCCUGAAAAUUCGGAAGUUUUGCUUUAUAUUGCGCUCAAACAUCUCUAAAUUUGGAAAAAAUCAGAUUUUAGCUCUAUUUCGAACCCAAAAAUGGAAAGUCUCUUGAAAUUUGCUCUUCUUUUGAGCCUAAACAUGACUAUGAUAUUUUUUCCGCAAUCUUCCGCGCGGAAUCGGCUAAAGCGAAAAGUCAUUAUUUUUUCAGAAUGCCCGAAUCAAUCAAGUCCGUCACCUGCAACAACAACAACAGCAACAAAACGGCGGCGGAGACGCGGACAACGUGAAUCCGGUGGCAAACAUGCGCUUCCUUCAAGAAAUUUUGGGUGAAGCGGCAGCCGCUGCAGCUCCGCAAGCCGCCGCACCGCAAGCCGCCGACAACGACGAGGAGAGCAGCUCGAAUGCGGAAGAGAAAGACGAUGAGGGACGAUUGCCGGGAGCGGUGUUCCGCGCUGCCGCCGCAAGACCGCGACGUCGACCACAAGCUGUUCCGCGAGAAGCCGCGAAUAAUCCGCCUGUGGUGAGAAAUAUAAAUCCAUAUGUGGUAAGAGUUUUUUUUUGGGCGCGAUUUUUGAAUUUUCAAAUUUUUUUGAUAUCAAAAAACGUGAAAAUAUGAGACUUUCAGCAUUUUUUAGCUGAAAAUCCCGCAUUUUCAGCCAAAAUCUGAAAUUUUCAGCCUGACAAUCAUUUAAAUCUCAUAUCCUCUCUCUCUCUGUCUCGAAAAUUGCGGGUUUCCCCAAAAAUUUUUAAUUUUUCCCUUUUUUCAAAAAUUCUGAAUUUAAAUGUUCUAAAUUCAAUUUUCCCGCCCUUCUGUGAUAUAUAA
This is a messenger RNA of Caenorhabditis angaria, 5935 nucleotides long. Lineage: Eukaryota; Metazoa; Nematoda; Chromadorea; Rhabditida; Rhabditidae. The record is from the annotation of a GenBank genome assembly.